Molecule: messenger RNA, 1504 nt
Organism: Cydia pomonella (codling moth)
Lineage: Eukaryota; Metazoa; Arthropoda; Insecta; Lepidoptera; Tortricidae
Product: ribosomal RNA processing protein 36 homolog
Exons: 4
Coding region: 164-901 (245 amino acids)
Biological process (GO): maturation of SSU-rRNA from tricistronic rRNA transcript (SSU-rRNA, 5.8S rRNA, LSU-rRNA)
Cellular component (GO): 90S preribosome; nucleolus
Source: RefSeq, a predicted model, not a curated record
CACACUCCAUAGGAUGUCACAUCAUAACCUUAAAACUCAAAACGAAAUAUAAUUGGACCAGCGAACAUUGGACAUGUUACAUUUGUGACAUUUGUUUUGAUUCAUUAAAUUACUUUAUUUACUUAGUUGAUUAUAUUGUCCAAUUUAUCAAUUUUGUGUAGAAAUGAGUAGCAGCGAGGGCGAAGAUAAUUAUGAUUACUCCGAGAAAACUGAAGAUCUCGACGACGGGGAACGAACUGCUAUUAGGUCCGAGUUAUCGACUCUAUCGUUCGAGGAACUACAAAAGUUAAAGGAAAGAAUUGGAGCCAAAGUGUACAAGGAAGCAAUAUUUGGAAAAAAAGAUGGCAAGGUUGAAUCCGUUAAACCGAAGGUGUUUAAAAGGGAAAAUAAAAAUAGACCCCGAGAAAUGAGCUCCAAAAAGCCUGUGUCGAUGAUGAUUGACGUGCCAAAGGCGAGAAAAAAGGAAAUUCGUGAUCCCAGAUUCGAUCCUCUCUGUGGAGAAUUUAAUAAGAAGCAGUUUUCCGAUGACUACAAUUUCCUAACAGAAAUGCGCAUGAAUGACAUUAAAGCCACCAGGGCCGAGUUACGGCAGACCACAGACCCGGAGAAGGCCCUCAAGCUGCGCCGUCUCCUGCAGAGGCUGAACGAACAGCACAAGGCCAGCAGAAUGAAGAAGAUGGAGAGAAUGGAGAUGGAGAAACAGAAGAAACAGGCUGAAAAAGAAGUUAGCGAGGGAAAACAGCCUUAUUAUAAAAAUAAAUCUGAGAAACGCGUCGAAGACCUGGUGUCCCAAUACGAAGAGCUCCGCAAAGAGGGCGCCACCCGCGUGCAGAGACACAUCAAGCGGCGCCAGCAGAAGGUCAAGCGGCGCUCCCACAAAGCCCCGACCGGUGUCAGCUGAUUCCUCAACAUCACCACAUUGCCUGCUUUCUUGUAUGUUUACCUACCGUUUAACUGAGGCGAUUAGUAGUUAUAUAGUCGUUCGAUUUGUAGCUGGUCCCGAGCGGCUAAUCCUUUGUAUAUUGUUAAGUAAAACCCAUGCCACUACCUGCAAAAAAAGCGUCGUAUAAUUCUAAUUGACACCUGAGCGCGGGCUAGUCCAACGCUCAAAAAACCAGUGUAGGUGCGCUCUCCGAUAACGCGCCUUUGUUACGCAUCUCGAGGACACAUUUAAGACUGGUUCUGUAGCGUUCGUCUCGCCGGAACUCGGUAACCGCAGAGGGACCACACAAGAAAUCGCAUUUUUUUCCAUUUAUUCAUUUUGAAUCUUAUUGCAAUUUCCAUAGGAGUUGUAAUUCAAUAACCGGUUAAAGUGACCGGACUAUUUCUUUUGCAGGCAGGGCACAUGCGGUUUUACUUAAAAAUAGCUCGGGGCCAGCUAGAAAUCUAAGGAGUCUUAAGUACUAUAAAACGUUAUUAUGGUCAGCUAUAGACAGGUUGAAUACGUGGCUGCACGAUACUAAUUUGUAUUAUGUUAAUUAAGUAAACAUGUUUGUGUUAUAAA